Messenger RNA from Austrofundulus limnaeus, 1435 nucleotides. RefSeq names its product tumor protein 63. Lineage: Eukaryota; Metazoa; Chordata; Actinopteri; Cyprinodontiformes; Rivulidae. The record is from RefSeq and is a predicted model, not a curated record. Gene Ontology annotation, molecular function: RNA polymerase II cis-regulatory region sequence-specific DNA binding; protein binding; DNA-binding transcription factor activity, RNA polymerase II-specific. Gene Ontology annotation, cellular component: nucleus. Gene Ontology annotation, biological process: regulation of transcription by RNA polymerase II; apoptotic process; protein tetramerization.
CUUCCUCCUUCGGCUGGGCUGCGCAGGCUGCCUGGAUUACUUCUCAGCUCAAGGUCUAAGCAACAUGUACCAGAUUGAGAACUUUAACAUGGAGGACCUGUCCAGGCUGAAGAUCCCCGCUGAGUUCCAGCACAUCAUCUGGAAGGGCAUCAUGGAGCACCGACAGGCCAUGGACUUUUCCCCUCCUCCACACAUAGUGCGCACCACCAGCGGAGCCUCCACCGUCAGCGUGGGCGCCUCCGAGGCCCGGGGCGAGCGCGUCAUAGACGCCGUGCGCUUCACCCUCCGUCAGACCAUCUCCUUCCCGCCGCGUGACGAGUGGUCCGACUUUUCCUUUGACCUGGACUCUCGCCGCAACAAACAGCAGCGCAUCAAGGAGGAGGGCGAGUAAGACCACCUCAGUCCUGUUCUGGAUGUUCCCACCCUCUCAUUUCACGCCCACUGACGGAAAAUUUCAUUUAAAAAACCCUGAUUUUGGUGCAAAGGCUCCUGAGGAUAAAACAAGGAUACUACAAACUGCCAAAAUGCACUUACCUUUUUUUUUUUGUAUGUACUGGUUCUUGUUAUUGCAGAGAUACAUUUUAUUAACUUUUUUUUUUUAAUUUUUUGGGAGCACUUAAAAAAAACAAUGAGUAUUUCAAUGUUGCUUUGAAACUUUGUGGCUGAGUGUUUGUGUUUCAGUCCCAAAACAACCAGUGGAAGCAAACACUGGGCUUGUCUGGGUUUCUGCUUCUGCUGUGGACCUUAGCGAGUGUACUUGUGUUGUAUUUUUUUACCAUUCUGGUUGUGUUACUUAAGUACACUGGUUUUCAUUUGUGGCAGAAGUUUGAAUCGAUUGUAAACAUUUCAUUUCUUCUCAGAAGUAUUAAACCACUGGAUGGGCAAACUGUUUUCUGCAGUAGCUUUUAUAUAUUUUUUGUUUUUUGUUGUGCGUUUUGAGCGUGUGCCGAGACCAGCUUUAUAAAAUGUUUGCUUCUCGAAUCGAUGUGAUUAAAGUGAAAGACGGUCGUUCAUUUGACGUGGCCACACAUGUAGGCCUCCUGACCCAGUGUUUUAUAGUUACAUGUUAUCAUGACUGAUGUCUUUAUUUUUAUUUACUGCUCUACAAAUAUGCAUUUUUAAGAUUUUAUUUUUCUUCUUGCAGUUGAAGAUGUUCAGCUGUUUCAUUAUUUCAUUUGAUAACUGGCCAAAACACCGUAUAUGUGUGUAUAUAUAUAUGUAUAAAUAUUUGUAUAGUGUCCCUAAAGGAUCCAAGCAUACUGACAUUGUGUUAAAUACCAGUUCAUGUUCACAACAAGCUUUGUUCUGAGUAGCAAUCACUGUUAGAAAGCAGCAAAUAAGUUUUCAUAUUUUUGUACGUUUUGUAAAUAUGUUGCAAUUUUCUCAAGGGUAUUUUGAUAUAAAUCUGAAAUAAAUCUGUAUUGCAUGUAAAAAA